This is a messenger RNA of Wyeomyia smithii (pitcher-plant mosquito), 1231 nucleotides long. It is a transcript of the gene Aos1, whose product is annotated as SUMO-activating enzyme subunit 1. The coding region runs from base 126 to 1124 and encodes 332 amino acids. The record is from RefSeq and is a predicted model, not a curated record. The transcript has 2 exons. Lineage: Eukaryota; Metazoa; Arthropoda; Insecta; Diptera; Culicidae. Gene Ontology annotation, cellular component: cytoplasm; SUMO activating enzyme complex. Gene Ontology annotation, biological process: protein sumoylation. Gene Ontology annotation, molecular function: SUMO activating enzyme activity.
UUUCCAUAAAACGUCAGUUUAGUAAAAAAAUUUAGGUUGAAACCGCGUCGCGUCUUUCGCAAAUUACUAACAAAGAGAGUAAAACAGAAGUUUUAACUCACUAUUUUCGAAGGCAUUAACCUAAAAUGGUUGAAGCUAAUGGGAUGGAGCUUACGGAACAGGAGGCCGAGUUGUACGAUCGUCAAAUUCGGCUCUGGGGACUCGACUCUCAAAAAAGACUACGUGCAGCUCGCAUACUAGUAGCCGGAAUGAAUGGACUUGGAGCGGAAAUAGCUAAGAAUAUUAUUCUAUCCGGUGUCAAAUCUGUCACUCUUCUCGAUGAUCAAGACGUGAAGGAAUCAGAUUUUUGUUCACAAUUUUUGGCUGCUCAAUCGUCGCUUGGUACUAAUCGUGCCGAAGCCUCUUUGGUUCGAGCUCAGCAGCUCAACCCAAUGGUUGAAUUGAAGGUCGAUACGGAGAACAUAUCCAAGAAGCCGGAUGGCUAUUUUAAGAAUUUCGAUGUGGUCUGUAUUAUGGAAGCUUCAACCGAACAGCUUCUGCGUAUUAACGGGGUAUGCCGCGAAGCAGGCGUUAAAUUCUUCGCCGCUGAUCUCUGGGGAAUGUUUGGGUUUUGUUUCGUCGAUCUGCAGGAGCAUAAUUUUGUCGAGGAUGUGGUUAAACAUAAGGUCAUUUCAAAGCCUCAUGAGAAGACCAAAACGGAGCUUGUGACGUCAACUGUGAAACGUACUAUUAACUAUCCGUCUUACAAAUCGUUGGUAGAGUUUGACUUCAAGGCUCAAUCUUACGCUCGUAAGUUAAACCGUACUGGUCCGUCACUGCCAGCAUUGCGUGUUUUACAAAAAUUCCGAGACGAUGAGAAGCGAGAUCCUCUGUACACCGAACGAGCUGCGGAUUUGGAGAAGCUACAAAAAAUUCGUGACGAAAUUGCCCCCGGUUUAGUUCCGGAUGAAGCCUUCGUUCAUGUUUUUGCCCAGAUUUCUCCAGCUGCCGCAAUCGUAGGAGGAGCCGUCGCUCAUGAGAUCAUCAAAACAGUUUCCCAAAAGGAGGCACCCCAUCUCAACGUUUUUCUGUUCGAUCCGGAGAGAUGCUGUGGAUUUAUUGAGGCCGUAGGGGUGGACGCCUAAUUUGCUAACUCCUGGAAGUCGCCACGAGCGUGCAGUAUCAGUAUGAUUUAUGAAAAUAUUUUAAACUUAUUCGUUACAAUAAACUCUUCUAAGUGUAAUCACAUGGA